AUGGCUUCUAUAAGUGCUGCUGCUGCAUCCCCACCUAUAGACUUGAAAGAACUGUAUGAUUUAUUCUCUUGGAGUCCCCCUCGCCUUGUGCUUUACCCGCAGAUGGAAAACAAGGGGCCAUCCACGUCCGGAUCCACACGCCAACCUGCCUUCUUUGAUCGCCACUUUUCUACCAAGCUGGCUCUUAAGCGGGUAGUACACCUUCCAUCGCUGGUCGAAGAUAUAGCAAAAACUGUGGACUCAGCGCUUGAUGCUGCAAAACAUACUCUUCCCAAAAUUUCUAACGGCGACUUCUAUACAACCAAUGACAGAAGGAGGGCCGUUCGAGAAGCAGAACGCAAUGUGAGAGAUGAGAACGAAGUUCGCGCGUUUUACUCUUACACCACCGCCCGAUUUUGCCCCGUCGUGGCUUCGACUCUCGCAUUGCACCCCGCGGCUUCGAGUUGGAUAUCCCUUAUACAUUGGACCACCUCUGUCUCCAGCCCAAGGCAUGCCGUCACGGACGCAGAGCUUACCUUCUAUCGCCUUGAUGAUACGGAUGAUGCGGUACGUCGGGAGGAGAUCCUUGAUACAAUGGAGAGUCGCCGUCGUGAUAUUCUUAAGGGAAUGCGUGAAAAACAAGCACCCUUGAUAACUUUUGAAUUCGAAAGUCUGAGUGCAGGUCCUGUGGUGACCGCGAUUCCUGAACUGGGCGAUUUCGAAUGGACGCAUUGCGGGCCACCCGAACAUUCCUGCAACGACCCUCAACAUGGUAAGGUGAAGGAUCAGGUUGCGGGCAUCGUACCUGGACCCGAUGCGUUGCGCCCCCCAUGGAAUAUUCGUGAGGAGACAGUCCAAAGCCCACCAACUACACUGGCAUCACCAUUGCUUUCACAAGAGCAGCUUGGGACUUCUUCCGCCCAAGAGUCAGUUGGUGUCAAGAAACGAAAAAGAAACCACGCCUCCGAUACGAGCGAGAAGCGUAGACGAAAAAGACGCCCAAAGGCGGAUGUCGACAAUCCAGACCACCAUGAUGUUAGUGCGCACUCUCUAGUCCAACAGGCUUGGGUUCAAGCUACAAAACUGGACACAUCCCUCAUUGUUCUUCAUUCGGGUAACCACGAGCUCAUAUGCGUCCGACAUCGAAAAUCUCAAACUCUCUUUGUCUCCAACGUAAUUGAACCCCAUAACUGCACUAAUCCUGGUUAUGGUAAACUGCAUGUUGGUGUUUAUGUCACCUCGAUAGAGGACAUGUUCGACCGCAUGGGGCAACAAUCUGCACAUGCUGGAAAUAGCGGUGAGGGUAAGGGCGGUGGUCGCGGUGCGAAAAAAUGGACAACAGACGGCUUGGGAGGAGGGGACCACCCUAUUGAAGAUAAACUGGCCCUGGAAACAAUAUAUGUGGCCAGCAAGUGUCGUACCAUGCAUAUGUACCUGCAGUAUGAUGUGUAUGACUCCCCUGUCCCCGCCUCUUUUAUUCGCUCUUUGUCCUUGCCAAUGCCACCAAACUGCCCGAGUUCCCUGUCUUCUCCACGCAACCACACUCAUGGACUGGAUGAAUGCAUCACAGUUGUCCUCACAUCGGAAAUUGGGCGAGGUGCUACAGGUGUAGCACUCCGCGGCACUUUGACGCCAGAAAACAUGGAAGGAGCUGGUGCACUGGAUGUUGUUGUGAAACUUGCAUUCGACGACGAAGAGCGUGAUUCCCUCAAGAAAGAGUACAAUCUUUAUCUGCACCUCAGGUCUGAAGGGGUUCAACGGGGGAUAACCCCGAUUAUUGGUUUCUUUGAUGACGAUGCUGAUGGUUUGGCUUGUGCGCUUGUUAUGCUCUAUGCAGGAGUCCCCAUCUCUGAUCUGGGAAGAAACCUGACAGCCACUGAAUGUAAAGCUGCACUAUCAACGCUGGAGUCUAUCCAUUGUGCAGAUGUGCUCCAUGAUGAUACUCGUCCAUACAAUGUUCUUAUUGGCGACUUGGGAGUCACCAUCAUUGAUUUUGGGAAUGCAAGGCGGUGCAGUAGUAAAAAAGCCAAGGACAAAGAAUAUGCAUACCUACAAUCUAUCCUUCAAGGCUUGGCAGGUGAGAGUCGGUAA
Laccaria bicolor S238N-H82 is the source of this 2070-nucleotide messenger RNA. RefSeq lists its product as uncharacterized. NCBI's taxonomy places the organism in Eukaryota, Fungi, Basidiomycota, Agaricomycetes, Agaricales, Hydnangiaceae. Gene Ontology annotation, biological process: protein phosphorylation. The transcript is spliced from 5 exons. Bases 1 to 2070 code for a protein of 689 amino acids. The record is from RefSeq and is a predicted model, not a curated record. Gene Ontology annotation, molecular function: ATP binding; protein kinase activity.